AAUUCAUCGAUUACGUAACUCUUAUCUUCCUGCUGAGGGAAACAACCGUUUGGGCGAAAAUCCUUUAAGCUUCUCGGUAAUUUUAUACCCGUAUGAUAUAUUUUAGGAGCUGCACAUUUCCUCCUUUAUUACAGUUUAGUUUAGUUUGCUGUCACUGUCAGUAACCGGUUUGUUGUGAACUCGGAAGCUGUUGGUUUUUUUCCCUCUUUUCUGAAAAUCUCCACCAAGAAGAUGUCUUCCUGUACAUGCAGACGUGCUGCUAAAAGACUCUUCAGUUCAGCCCACAGAGGGUUUUUAGGCUUGCACGUAAAGUUUUAUGCUCUCAGAAGUCCAGUGACUCAUGAAGCCCAUCUACCUUCUGCACUGCAUGUCAGAUUAUUCUCAGAGAGUGCUGUGUGUUUUGCCUCAAAGCAGAACACUCCAAAAGAUGGCUCUGGUGAUAUGGGAAAGAAGAGUGCAGCAGACACAGUGGUGAAGAGAUCUGUAGGUUCUGGUGGAUCAGGAAAAGGAGGAAGUCGUCUACGUUGCCCCAGAUGUGGAGACAUAUGCACAUAUGUGGAGACGGUUGCGUCGUUCACUCGUUUUGUGAGAUGUGAAAAAUGUCAUCAUUUCUUUGUGGUGCUUUCUGAAAUCGACUCUAACAGUCGUCUACCUAAAGAGGCAGAAUCUGCUGCUGAAGCUGUUAAUUUGGCAUUUGCUCAGAAACCUCCACCACCCCCUAAAAAGGUCUAUUCCUAUCUCGAUAAGUAUGUUGUUGGCCAGUCAUAUGCGAAGAAAGUGCUGUCGGUUGCAGUAUAUAACCACUACAAAAGGAUCAACAGCAACCUUCCAGCAUCGGGUGGGCAGCAGCUGGGGACAGAGCAGCAGAUCUCGGUCACUCCCCAGGAGCUAGAGAACAGAAGGCGGGAUGAAGAAUACAGAUUUGCAAAGCUGAUUCAGCUCACUGGGAUCAGGCCACAUGGCAGUGUUCUUGGUGAAUCUGUACAACAAAGUGCAGCGGAGAAAAGGGGUGGCCACAUGCUGAACUCCACACACACUUCCAUCAAACUGGAGAAGAGUAAUAUUGUGCUGCUCGGCCCUACUGGAUCAGGUAAAACACUUUUAGCACAGACUCUGGCUAAGUGUUUGGAUGUUCCCUUUGCCAUCUGUGACUGUACAACACUGACCCAGGCCGGCUACAUAGGUGAGGAUAUUGAGUCAAUCAUUGCCAAGCUGCUGCAAGAUGCCAACUACUCUGUGGAGAAAGCUCAGCAAGGAAUAGUGUUUCUGGAUGAGGUGGAUAAGAUUGGUAGUGUUCCAGGAAUACAUCAGCUCAGAGAUGUAGGAGGAGAAGGUGUCCAGCAGGGUUUGUUGAAGCUCCUUGAAGGCACCAUUAUUAACGUUCCAGAAAAGAACAGCAGGAAGUUGCGAGGUGAAACUGUGCAGAUUGACACAACCAACAUCCUGUUUGUGGCAUCAGGAGCCUUCAACGGGCUGGACCGGAUCAUUAGCCGGAGGAAGAAUGAGAAAUACCUUGGAUUUGGCUCACCCUCUAACUUGGGGAAGGGACGGCGUGCUGCAGCAGCCGCUGAUCUGGCCAAUAGCUCAGGCAGUGAGCUGGAUGCGGAGGUUGAGAUGAAGGAGAAGGAUCAGCUCUUGAGACAUGUAGAGGCACGAGACCUCAUAGAGUUUGGCAUGAUUCCUGAGUUUGUAGGGCGUUUGCCCAUAAUAGUGCCAUUGCACAGCCUGGACGAGCAAACACUAGUGCGCAUUCUCACAAAGCCACGGAAUGCUGUUUUACCUCAGUACAAGGCCCUCUUCAGCAUGGAUAAGUGUGAGCUGAAUGUGACUCCAGAUGCACUCAGGGCCAUUGCCAGACUGGCUCUCGAGAGGAAGACUGGAGCCAGAGGCCUCCGAACCAUCAUGGAGAGGCUACUGUUAGAGCCAAUGUUUGAGGUGCCGCAGUCAAAUAUUGUGUCUGUGGAACUGAAUAAGGAUGUGAUUUUGGGCAAGAGUGGACCACGCUAUAUCAGAGCUUCAACUAAAGACACCACAGAGGAGGAGUAUGACAGUGGGAUUGAAGAAGAGAACUGGCAGAGACGGGCAGAUGUAGCCAACAACUAAUAAUACAGCUGUGAAGUACAUAAAGAUCUCUAUGGACUCUGUAUUAGUAACUCUCAAAGUAAUAGAAGCAACGUUCUCCUGCUGAGCUCUAAACAGGACUCCAGCUUAAACCUAAUUUUGAACAAGGAAGAGCUAAAUUGACCUCUCUCUGGUCCCACAUCCUCUGUAUGAAUUUACAGAAAAGGAUUAUACGCAAUCCAACAGGCCUUAAUUACAGUUUAUGUGUAUAGCUAACAAUUUUAUGUAUCUAAAAGGAAUUUUUUCUUUAUUUUUUUUAUGGGUUUUGGUAAAUGUGUGAAAUAUUGUCUCAUCUGGGAGCACAUAGUUUAAGGCAUAAAGCAGUAUAUAUUUAAUUUUAGUAUUUUUGUUUUAUACACCAACCAACAUGUCCUUUAUUUAGUAAGAGUAUUUCAGCUUUGCAUAAUGGCAGGGCUGGUUUCUCUACCUCUUUUUUUAAAUAGUAACAAAUGUGAUGCUGCUCUAUACUGGUAGCUUGAAUCAUUUUAGACUGCCUAUAAUUUAAUCAAGCAAACUGCUUUGAGGACUGUGAAUUUAAAACAUUGCACACGAACAGCACAAGUGCCUGUUGUCAAAGGUAUUCAUCUUAGCAGAUGCACUGCUUUGUAUAACACUUGAAGCACUCUUUAAAGUGAAAUCCCACUUUAGGAUUAAUUGGAUAAUUAAUCAAAUCCAAGUCCUACUGAUGGUUUAGAAAUACGCUCUGUGUUACACAACAAUUAACAACAAUAAAACUUUGUUUUACAACUCUA
Messenger RNA from Tachysurus fulvidraco (yellow catfish), 2873 nucleotides. RefSeq names its product caseinolytic mitochondrial matrix peptidase chaperone subunit Xb (gene clpxb). Gene Ontology annotation, molecular function: ATP hydrolysis activity; zinc ion binding; ATP binding. The transcript is spliced from 15 exons. The record is from RefSeq and is a predicted model, not a curated record. Gene Ontology annotation, cellular component: mitochondrial matrix. The coding region runs from base 232 to 2103 and encodes 623 amino acids. Gene Ontology annotation, biological process: protein catabolic process; proteolysis. Lineage: Eukaryota; Metazoa; Chordata; Actinopteri; Siluriformes; Bagridae.